This is a messenger RNA of Trichoderma aggressivum f. europaeum, 1026 nucleotides long. RefSeq lists its product as uncharacterized. Gene Ontology annotation, molecular function: oxidoreductase activity, acting on the CH-OH group of donors, NAD or NADP as acceptor. NCBI's taxonomy places the organism in Eukaryota, Fungi, Ascomycota, Sordariomycetes, Hypocreales, Hypocreaceae. Bases 1 to 1026 code for a protein of 341 amino acids. The transcript has 3 exons. The record is from RefSeq and is a predicted model, not a curated record.
AUGGCUGGUGACCUUGUUCUACUUACCGGAGCCACGGGCUUCAUUGGCUUUCGCACUCUGGUUCUUCUCUUGGAAGCAGGUUACAAAGUCCGUGCCGCAGUUCGAAAUGUGGCGGGUUUCGAAAAGAUCAAGGCUCUCAAAUCUGCUGCUCCGUAUGCGUCGCAGUUGGAACAUAUUGUUGUCCCGGAUAUCACAGCAACAGGCGCCUAUGAUGAAGCAGUCAAGGGUGUCAAAUAUAUCGUACACGUGGCAUCGCCCUUUUCUUCUCCCGACCUUGUCCAAAGUGAUUACGAGUCGAGCUUUAUACAGCCGGCUGUUAAAGGCACUGUUGGCAUGCUAGACUCGGCAAUCACUGCUGAGAGCGUCAAAAGAGUUGUCAUCACUGGAUCCAUUCUCUCAAUUACAGGCAUCGCCGUAUUUGGUCCCGAUGUCAUCGUGGAUGAAAAUCACCGCACUGCUGUCACCGCUGGACCUUUCCCUUCCUGGAUAGCAGCAUAUGCCGCUUCUAAAGCUCUGGCCCUAGAAGCAACAAAGGAGUGGAUGAAAGAACACAAGCCCCCUUUCGAUCUAAUUACGAUUGAACCAGUCUUUGUGCUUGGCCGAGACGAAACGGCCAGAGAUGUUGAUUCGCUACUUAGAGGCCCCAAUGCUACUCUGAUCGGCCCUAUGACAGGCAAACCGCAACCCAUACCGCUUCCAUGCAACCCGGUUCAUGUUGACGAUGUUGCUCUGAUGCAUGUCCGCUCUCUCGACCCUAGUGUGCCUGGUAACGAAGAUUACCUAUCUUGUGCUCACUCUCUUCAAAGGGUCAAAUGGGAUGAAUCAUUUGAUAUCGUCAAGAAGCACUAUCCCAAAGAAUGCACUGAGGGAAUCUUCAAGGUCGAUACGGCAGUGCGGCCAAAGACUUUGGAUAAGAUAGUUGAUAGCACCAAGGCUGAGAAGGCAUUCGGCAUCACCUUUAAGUCUUUUGAAGAGCAGAUACUGAGCGUCACUGGGCAGUACUUGGAGCUACUUGGUCAGAAAUAA